Messenger RNA from Adineta ricciae, 1431 nucleotides. Lineage: Eukaryota; Metazoa; Rotifera; Eurotatoria; Adinetida; Adinetidae. The record is from the annotation of a GenBank genome assembly.
AUGUUAAAUUGGUUCUCUCGUAUCUCAACAUGGCUAUUUAUCGAAAUGCUAGCCACAUUAAUUCUAGUCAUCUUAAAUCUCAUCAUCCCGAUGCUGAUGAUAUUUUCUUCGUAUCGUAAUAUCGUUAAUUUCUACUUUUCAAGCGUCGCUUUGGCAAGCUCGUUAAUUAAUACUUUGUACCUCUUUUAUCUCGUGCAAUCACUUCGUUCAAAAGUUCUUCUUGAUAUCAAUUGUCGUGCCAUUUAUUAUCUCCAAGCGUCGUGCAUUGUCGUUCUCGCAUAUACGGUCACUGCAAUGCAUGCUAAUUUCGUCUUAUCUUUGUUUCCGUCGUCAACUAAAACACAACGAACAUGUUUGCAAUCGUGUGGUGCAACUUUACGUCGAUUUUUCCGUCGAUUUUGCUUUUGUCUUGUCCUGUGUGUAUGGUCAUUUUCAUUUACCUCCACGAUUCCCCUAUUGUACACAAUCGAUUCAAAUGAAAAAGCACCUAAGCCUGUCUAUUGUCCAGGCACCACGCAGAUCAGUUAUCUCGAAGAAUGGUUUGAUCGGAAUCGUUUCACUCAAACUGUCGUGUUCUAUUUAAUACCUCUGUUAAUCAGUUCAUUUCUAACCUUGGUUGCUGUUUUAAAGAUUCUUUACGAUUGUUUCCAGUAUAUUUUUCUACGAAUCAAAAUGUCGAGAUGUUCACCAUGUCGACGGAGAUAUGUGUCCUAUCAAGAACAGUCGGACUCCACACCUUACUCUGCAACGCUAUUACAAACGUUAGGUCUUGCCGACGGAGGUGAUGCACAAGAUAAUGUUAAUAUAACGUCAGCCGAUGAUACUACGACAUCACCAUUGAGAAAUUCGUCCUUUCAAGCCUGUGGACGAUGGAUUUCAACGACGUUUCUUCGUUUACUACUGGUGUUAUCGUGCUGUUUACUUGCGUGUAUUUACCCUAUUGCCAUGCGUUUUUAUCUCAUUUAUUUUUCUGUACUUGUACCCUUGGUGUUCGCUGUGCUUAAUUAUUCUUUCGGACAAUUAACACCCAAUCAAGAACAGCAACAACAACAAGAGCAGCGGCAGCAGCAGAAUCGCCAGACACAAGCGCAACCAUCGAUAACUGUUGAAAACCAUCAUGCAGAUGCAACAAAUUCAGCAGCAAGAUCGUCGAUAGCGACGUAUAGUUCAUUGAAUCUGAAUAUUAGUAAAUCACCAGCAACAGUCACACCUCCUAUUAUAACGGAUCGAGAUGAACAAUUUGAAUUACGUUCAUCACUGAUAGGAAAUUUCUCGACUGAAAACGAAGAAACCUCGACAUACCGGUCGGGUUCAUCCACACCAAUAUCUGCUCAAAACAAUCGGCCGACAUCAGGACAAAACAAACGUAAAUACUUCGCAAAUCAUCUUUAUGAGAACACCCGAAGUCUUUUGGCGAAAUCGAAUGUUUGA